ACACGAGCGAGUGAUGAUAAACAGUUGCGGAUACACGGAGCUCUUCGCUAACGUAAGGGCAGUCCGCGACUAUAUUGUGGACUCGGUUAACGAGAAACAUCAUUCAACCUGCAUGGUUCCUCCUGGCAUGCAGAAGAAACGUGCGGCUCUUGCCGCACGACAGAGCUCGUGCGACGAGUUUGGUGCUGUGAAGAGGCUGCUGCUGUGCGGCGUCGCCUUCCACCGGAUGCUCCCCGCGUCCACUCCCGCUGGGAACGGCUCGUCGUCCGCAGAGUCGGCCAUAGUGGACAACGGGACAACUGCUGCGUUGUGCCCCCUUGUAAAGGAAAUGAAGUACUGCAUGUACUCGGCCAUCCACGACUCCGGGUGCCCGAAGAACGCAUUCCUCAGCACGGAGAUAUUGCUGCUAAGGAAGCGUCUUCUAGAGGAAUUUGAUAGCGUGUGCGACUAUGUGCCGCUCUGGACCUACAAAAGCAGCGAUCGCACGCCAAAUCAACUAGGAUGCGAGCUGAAGGAGUUUACCGAGGAGUGGGAGAUGUGCGAUGCGACCCAGGGAUCAAAGGUCACUGACUUCUACUGGAAAGGCCCCAUACUGCGUGGCAAGCGCACCGUCAGCGGCCGUCAGCGCAAAAAGCUAUGCAGCGACCUGCUCGGCCAUCAGCGGUGCAUGCAGGAAUCGGCGACCAGGCAUCACUGCCCGGAGCUGGCCACGGAUCUUGUGGACUUAGGCGGGGCGGAACUGCUCGGAAGGAUUGGCCUUUUGGCGUGUGCCUCUUCUUCGUCCAAUACUCAACGGGCAGCGAUGUUGCUGCUUGCAGCAGGACCGGCACACUUGCUAGCACGCCGACCCACUGCUGUGUGCUAGCCGGAUCAGCCACAGGAAUAAUAAAUGGCACCAGACU
Molecule: messenger RNA, 902 nt
Organism: Dermacentor silvarum
Lineage: Eukaryota; Metazoa; Arthropoda; Arachnida; Ixodida; Ixodidae
Exons: 5
Coding region: 14-865 (283 amino acids)
Source: RefSeq, a predicted model, not a curated record